Scleropages formosus (Asian bonytongue) is the source of this 5224-nucleotide messenger RNA. It is a transcript of the gene flii, whose product is annotated as FLII actin remodeling protein. Gene Ontology annotation, cellular component: cytoplasm; nucleus; actin cytoskeleton. Gene Ontology annotation, biological process: actin polymerization or depolymerization; actin filament severing; barbed-end actin filament capping. Gene Ontology annotation, molecular function: actin filament binding; phosphatidylinositol-4,5-bisphosphate binding. The record is from RefSeq and is a predicted model, not a curated record. The transcript has 30 exons. NCBI's taxonomy places the organism in Eukaryota, Metazoa, Chordata, Actinopteri, Osteoglossiformes, Osteoglossidae. The coding region runs from base 70 to 3834 and encodes 1254 amino acids.
UGUGAGUGUCGGAGACGCGCCCCAGGAACACACCCAGAAAUAGAAACAGGUUCACAGCGAGCAGCUGCAAUGGCCGCGACCGGAGUUCUCCCCUUCAUCAGGGGGGUAGACCUUAGUGGAAACGACUUCAAAGGAGGUUACUUUCCAGAGCAUGUGAAGGCCAUGUCAAGCCUGCGCUGGCUGAAGCUCAACAGGACGGGACUCUGUUACCUCCCCGAGGAGCUCUCCUCUCUGCACAAGCUGGAGCACUUGUCUGUCAGUCACAACAAUUUGACCACUUUACAUGGCGAGCUGUCCAGUCUCCCGUGUCUCAGGGCGAUCGUUGCCCGAGCAAACAACCUUAAGAACUCUGGAGUUCCGGAUGACAUUUUUCAGCUGGACGACCUCUCUGUUCUGGAUCUGAGUUACAACCAGCUGACUGAGAUUCCAAGAGACCUUGAGAACUCCAGGAACAUGCUGGUUCUUAACCUCAGCCACAACAGCAUUGACAACAUACCAAAUCAGCUGUUCAUUAACCUCACGGAUUUAUUAUACUUGGAUCUGAGUGACAAUAAGCUGGAUAGCCUGCCUCCGCAGAUGAGACGCCUGGUUCACUUGCAGACCUUAAUACUCAACAACAACCCCCUCAUGCAUGCACAGCUAAGACAACUGCCAGCCAUGGUAGCCCUUCAAACCCUCCAUCUGAGGAAUACCCAACGUACCCAAAGCAACAUGCCAACAAGCCUGGAGGGCCUCACUAAUCUUGCAGAUGUGGACUUGUCCUGUAAUGAUUUAACCAGGGUCCCAGAAUGCCUUUACACACUGUCUAACCUGAAACGCCUCAACCUGAGCAGCAACCAGAUCUCUGAGUUGUCAUUGUGCAUUGAUCAGUGGACGCAACUAGAGACUCUGAACCUCUCCAGAAACCAGCUGACAUCACUGCCGUCAGCUGUGUGCAAGUUGUCGAAGCUGAAGAAGUUGUAUUUGAACUCAAAUAAGCUUGAUUUUGAUGGCAUCCCCUCCGGGGUUGGGAAGCUGUCCAACCUGGUGGAGUUUAUGGCUGCCAACAAUAAUCUAGAGCUUAUCCCUGAAGGAUUGUGCAGGUGUGGAAAGUUGAAAAAGCUGGUCCUCAAUAAGAAUCGCCUUGUUACUUUACCUGAAGCAAUCCAUUUCCUCACAGACCUAGAGGUCCUUGAUGUGAGAGAAAAUCCAAACCUUGUGAUGCCCCCAAAACCAGUAGACAGGACAGCUGAGUGGUACAACAUUGACUUCUCACUGCAAAACCAGCUCCGACUGGCUGGGGCAUCUCCAGCUACUGUGGCUGCAGCGGGUGGAGGAAACAGUCCGAGAGAUCCGCUGGCUAGAAAGAUGAGGUUGAGAAGACGGAAGGAUUCAGCUCAGGAUGAUCAGGCUAAACAGGUCCUGAAAGGGAUGACGGAUGUGGCCCAGGAAAAGAAUAAAUCCAUGGAGGAGGAUAAUGAGCUGAAAUAUUCAGACCUGAAGGCACGGCGCUGGGAUAAGAACCUGGAGAAGCCCCAGUUGGAUUACUCUGAGUUCUUCCUGGAGGAUGUGGGCCAGAUUCCAGGGGUCACUGUGUGGCAGAUCGAGAAUUUUGUGCCUGUUCAGGUAGACGAGGCCUUCGUCGGGAAGUUCUAUGAAGCAGACUGCUACAUCGUACUGAAGACCUACCUGGAUGAAAAUGGCUCCUUGAACUGGCAUAUCUUCUACUGGAUUGGUCAGGAAGCCACAUUGGACAAGAAAGCAGGUUCUGCCAUCCAUGCGGUGAACCUGCGUAACUACUUGGGUGCGGAAUGCAGGACCAUUCGGGAGGAGAUGGGGGACGAGAGUGAAGAGUUCACUGCGAUUUUUGACAAUGAAAUUUCCUAUAUCGAGGGAGGCACUGCUAGCGGAUUCUUCACAGUGGAGGACACCCAGUAUGUAACAAGGCUCCACAGAGUUUAUGGUAAGAAGAACAUCAAGCUGGAAUCUGUCCCCCUGAAGGCUUCUUCUCUGGACCCACGGUUUGUCUUCCUGCUGGACACUGGUUUAGUGAUCUAUGUGUGGAGAGGAGCUAAUGCCACGCUGAGUGGCACUACAAAGGCCAGGUUAUUUGCUGAGAAGAUUAACAAGAAUGAGAGAAAGGGAAAAGCAGAGAUCACUUUACUGGUUCAGCAUCAGGAGACUCCAGAAUUCUGGGAAGUCCUUGGGGGGCAACCUGAAGAAAUCAAGAAGCAUGUUCCGGACGACUUCACCCCGGUUCGGCCCAAACUGUACAAGGUUGGCCUUGGCCUGGGGUACCUGGAACUGCCUCAGAUUAACUACAAACUGUCAGUGGAGCACAAAGACAAGCUCAAACUGGACGUCAUUCCUGAGCACAGACUGCUCCAGAGCCUCCUGGACACAAAGGGUGUGUACAUCCUUGACUGCUGGUCGGACGUCUUCAUCUGGAUCGGGCGCAAGUCCCCGCGGCUGGUGAGGGCCGCUGCCCUCAAACUGGGACAGGAAGUGUGUGGUAUGCUGCACCGGCCGAAACACGCCAUGGUCAUCCGCAACCUGGAGGGAACCGAGUGCCAGGUUUUCAAAUCCAAGUUUAAGAACUGGGACGACGUGCUCAAGGUGGACUACACACGCAAUGCCGAGACGGUCCUGAAAAAGGAGGGCUUGUCAGGCAAGGUGAAGAAAGACGUGGAGCAGAAGGGCCAGAUGAAGGCUGACCUUACAGCCCUGUUCCUCCCGCGACAGCCGCCCAUGCCUCUCGCAGAGGCUGAGCAGAUGAUGGAGGAGUGGAAUGAAGAUCUGGACGGAAUGGAGGGCUUUGUUUUAGAGGGAAAGAAAUUUGCUCGUUUGCCAGAAGAGGAGUUUGGACACUUCUACACUCAGGAUUGUUACGUGUUCUUGUGCAGGUACUGGGUGCCUGUGGAGUACGAGGAAAAUGAAGAGAAGGAAGGCGACAAAGGGGACGGUGAGGGGGAGGAGGAGGACUUCCAGUGUGUGGUGUACUUCUGGCAGGGGCGUGAAGCCUCCAACAUGGGCUGGCUCACCUUCACCUUCAGCCUCCAGAAGAAAUUUGAGAGCCUUUUCCCCGGCAAACUCGAGGUUGUGCGAAUGACGCAGCAGCAGGAGAAUCUCAAGUUUCUGUCGCAUUUCAAGAGGAAGUUCAUCAUCCAUAAAGGAAAGAGGAAGCUGAAGGAUGACAAUGUGCAGCCUAGCUUGUACCACAUCAGGACUAAUGGUAGUGCCCUGUGCACCAGGACAAUCCAGAUUCCCACAGACUCCAGCAACCUCAAUUCAGAAUUCUGUUUCAUAUUAAAGGUGCCAUUUGAGAGCACGGAUAACCAAGGUAUAGUGUACACCUGGGUGGGCAGAGCAGCAGAUCCAGAUGAGGCUAAACUAGCGGAAGACAUCAUGAACACCAUGUUUGAUGACACCUAUAGCAAACAGGUGAUCAAUGAGGGAGAGGAGCCAGAAAACUUCUUCUGGGUGGGAAUUGGCUCUCAGAAGCCGUACGAUGAAGAUGCAGACUACAUGAAAUAUGCCAGACUCUUCAGGUGCUCAAAUGAAAAAGGCUUCUUCUCCGUGUCGGAGAAGUGUUCUGACUUCUGCCAAGACGACCUUGCCGAUGAUGACAUCAUGCUUCUGGACAAUGGAAAAGAGGUAUACAUGUGGGUGGGCACUCAGACCAGUCAGGUGGAGAUCAAACUGAGCUUGAAGGCCUGUCAGGUGUACAUCCAGCACAUGAGGUCGAAGGACUCGGAGCACCCCAGGAAGCUGCGUCUGGUGCGCAAAGGCAAUGAGCCUCAUUGCUUCACACGCUGCUUCCAUGCCUGGAGCGCUUUCCGGAAGCCGCCUGCCUAGAGAGCGCAGUACAAGUACAGCAUGUUGUCUGUCAAACGCUUCCACCGUCCACAUGAGGUAGACAUUAGAGAAUGCAAUAUACUGCAACACGCUCACUUUUUUCUAAACCCCGUUCACUGCCCACUCGCUGCGUUUACAGGAAGGUCAUGUUGUGGUGAAUGUUUUGAAAUGAAUAUGAGAGAUUGUAAGAUGGUAAAAGGUAGGACUUUUUUAAAAGCUGCAUUUCAUUCAUACAACAGGAUUGUUUUCCGUUGAAAAUGCAUCACCAGUUACGGACAAAUUAACAUUUUUGUGGGGUGAAACAACUACUUGUGUAAAGGUCUAAGUAUUAGGUUACAAUUUUUAAUCUGUUCUUCUGCAUCAACAAUCUAUUUUAUUAGGGCUUCACAUGUAAUUGCAAAAAAAAACUAUUUAAUGCUUUGGCUGAAUUUAACAUUUUGGCCUCAGUAUCUAUAUUAAGUAUUGCUUUGCAGAGGUUUAAACAGUCAAACAAAUAGGCAUAUAUAUAUUAAUCAUUGUUACAAUUAGGAAAGAUUUAUGCCACAGUAACACAUGCGAUGUCUUGAGAGAGCAGGACAUGCAAUAAUUCCUGAGAUGUAAUUUAUGUGAAGUCUGUGUCAGACUGUACAUGUCAAAAUCCUCCACACGGUUAUAGCUGAAUACUGUCCUCCUGAGAAUGUUUUACUUACUGUUUGUCUCAGCUUGAUUUUAUCAGUCUGAUGCUUGGUGAAAACGGUGCCAAAACACCCCUGAUGGCUGAAUUGCAGCCGCAAGGCUCUGGUUCUUAUGUCAUAAAUGAAGAGCUACCCCCCCAUCUCCCCCCCCCCCCCUUUUUGAUUGAGCAACCAGUAUUGUAGCCAGGGAGCUGCUCAGCAUGACUGCGAUAUUUACCACAGGCAAGCAAUCAAUGCAUCGAAGUAGAACGUAAUGGGGGGACGGAAGAGAGGGGAAGUCCUUUGAAAUGGAUCUCAUCUCUUAAUGUGAGCAUUGCACUGUAGCACGUCCUUUGUUCGGCACUCAAACUGCACAAAACUGCCGGGAAGCAAUUUACAAGUUCCUGUAUAUGCAACGUACACUGUUAUUACUCCUGCUGCAGCCCUUCAUUAAAAGGCCUCCAGGGAGUUAGACUUCUAGACCAGUAUCUGCUUGUCAUCUCUGUGGAAGCUUGGUGUUUGUGUUUUAGUAACCCCCCCCUUUCUGUUUUAGCUAUUCAUUGUUUAUCCUCUACUUACUUUCAUUACUCAUAAGGAUAUACUUUUCCCUAUAAAGUACCAAAGCUGAUUUUGCACUUGGCUUCUAUUGAAUAUCCCCAAGAGGUGGUCACUGUCUGAGGGAUUGAGGACAGAAAAUACUGUAUUUAUUUUGUACCAGAAUAAAAGUUCAUAAUGAA